AUGGUAAGGCUGACUGCGGACUUGAUAUGGAAAAUUCCUCAUUUCUUCAAUGCUGUGGGUGAUCGAGAGUUGGAUCUCCGAGGCAACAAGAUUGCUGUGAUAGAAAACCUGGGGGCAACCGAGGAUCAAUUUGACACCAUUGAUUGCUCAGACAAUGAGAUUGUUAAGCUUGAAAAUUUUCCUUAUCUGAGUCGGCUUGGUACUUUGCUUAUAAGUAAUAAUAGAAUUACUCGUAUCCAUCCUAAUAUCGGAGAAUACUUACCAAAACUACAUACUCUGGUUCUUACAAACAAUCGACUUGUUAACUUGGUGGAGAUUGACCCUCUUGCAUCCCUUCCAAAACUGCAGUUCCUUGUUCUGCUCGAUAACAAUAUCACAAAGAAACCAAAUUAUCGGUUAUAUGUGAUCCACAAACUGAAAUUGCUACGGUUGCUCGAUUUCAAGAAAGUGAAAUAUAAGGAGAGAGUUGAAGCUGAAAGGCUAUUUGCGUCAAAAGAAGCUGAAGAGGAAGCUAAACAGGAAUCCGCAAAAACUUUCACACCAGGUGAGGCUCUGAAUGUCCCAGAGAUUACAAAGGAAGAAGAAGCACCUAAAGUAGUUGCCCCGACACCAGAGCAAAUAAUUGCUAUUAAGGCUGCUAUAGUGAAUUCCCAGACUCUGGAAGAAGUUGCAAGACUUGAAAAGGCAUUGAAGUCAGGCCAGCUCCCUGCGGAUCUGAAGAUUCCAGAUGAUGAUAAAGUGAUUUAUGGUGUUGAUCCCAAAGAUGACAAAAUGGAAGUGGACACUCAAAAUGAAGGUAACCAGGAACAAGACAUUGCUGACCAACAGGCCAAUAACAAUCCUACACCUGUCGAGCAAGAUAAACGGGAUGUUUCUGGCAGCUAA
Molecule: messenger RNA, 885 nt
Organism: Telopea speciosissima
Lineage: Eukaryota; Viridiplantae; Streptophyta; Magnoliopsida; Proteales; Proteaceae
Product: U2 small nuclear ribonucleoprotein A'-like
Exons: 8
Coding region: 1-885 (294 amino acids)
Biological process (GO): mRNA splicing, via spliceosome
Molecular function (GO): U2 snRNA binding; protein binding
Source: RefSeq, a predicted model, not a curated record